CUGUGUGUGGUGGCGCCGGCCUGUCCCAUUCUACGCGGGGACCUUGAACGCAGCACGCCCCGUGACGUCACGGGCGGAAGAGCAGUCAUGGCGUCCGGACAGCAGUGGGUGUUGGUGGAAAUGGUGCAGGCGUUUUAUGAGGCCCCUGCGUACCACCUGAUUCUGGAGGGGAUCCUGAUCCUGUGGAUCAUCAGGCUGCUGUUCUCCAAGACCUACAAACUUCACGAGACCUACAAGCUAACAGAGAAGGAAAAGGAGGACCUGAUUGAGGAAUGGCAGCCGGAGCCUCUCGUCCCGGCGGUGUCCAGGGACCACCCCUCCCUCAACUACGAUGUGGUCACAGGACCUCCCAGCCACAAAAUCAUAAUCAAUGGAAAGGAGUGCAUUAACUUUGCCUCCUUUAACUUCCUGGGUCUCCUGGACAACGAGCGUGUCAAGCAAAAAGCUUUGGCGUCCCUGAAAAAAUACGGUGUUGGAACCUGUGGUCCUCGAGGCUUCUACGGGACCUUUGAUGUGCACCUGGAGCUGGAGAGCCGUCUGGCCAACUUCAUGAAGACAGAGGAGGCCAUCAUCUACUCCUAUGGCUUUGCCACCAUCGCCAGUGCCAUCCCCGCCUACUCCAAGAGGGGGGACAUCAUCUUUGUGGACGAGGCGGCCUGCUUCUCGGUGCAGAAGGGCCUGCAGGCCUCCCGCAGCUUCAUCAAGUACUUCAAGCACAACGACAUGGAGGACCUGGAGAGGCUGCUGAAGGAGCAGGAGCUGGAGGACCAGAAGAACCCCCGUAAAGCCCGGGUCACUCGGAAGUUCAUCGUGGUGGAGGGGCUGUACAUCAACACCGCAGACGUCUGCCCCCUCCCGGAGCUGGUGAAACUCAAGUACAAGUACAAGGUGCGGAUCUUCCUGGAGGAGAGCAUGUCGUUUGGAGUGUUGGGAGAACACGGCAAAGGAGUGACGGAGCACUUUGGGGUCAACAUAGACGACAUCGACCUGAUCAGUGCCAACAUGGAGAACGCCGUGGCGUCCAUCGGAGGCUUCUGCUGCGGCCGCUCCUUCGUCAUCGACCACCAGGUGAGAGCCACAGGUGGACCACCAGGGUACAUGGAGGAGCCCCGUUCUGCUGCCAUCCUGAUCUGGUGCUCCCCCGGGGCCCUACAGCAGGACCAGCCUGGUCCAGGGGGACCAGCUUGGUUGGGGGGGACCAGCCUGGUCCAGGGGGACCAGCUUGGUUGGGGGGGGACCAGCCUGGUCCAGCAGGACUACAGCAAAGCGGAUGGGGGCUGCUAUUAA
Molecule: messenger RNA, 1287 nt
Organism: Menidia menidia (Atlantic silverside)
Lineage: Eukaryota; Metazoa; Chordata; Actinopteri; Atheriniformes; Atherinopsidae
Source: the annotation of a GenBank genome assembly